UAGCUCAUUCCAGAGAUAGUGUUGGAGCAGACACUCACUCUGUGCUCCAUCUAUUCUUACACCGCGCUGCAGAGAGGAUGUGUUGCAACACUAUCAGAGGACUCUGAACCAUUUUGGGAUUUUGUCUAUAAUUACUAUUUCUAAAGGACAUAACAAGAUCUCACAUUUGUGAAAACAGCUGAGUGACGAUGCCGGAGGAGAAAGUAUUCAAGCAGCAGGUCCACAGCCCUCUGGAGCAGCCCAAGAAACAGAAGACUGGAGGGGGGGGGCCCGUCCCCUGUCAGAACUGUGGCAAGCCCUGCAAAGGAGAGGCUCUGCGGGUCCAGAACAAACACUUCCACAUCAAGUGCUUCGCCUGUAAAGUAUGUGGAGCUGAGUUGGCCCAGGGAGGCUUCUUCGUGCGUCAGGGGGAGUACAUCUGUACUCUGGACUACCAGCGAAUGUAUGGGACUCGCUGCUUCAGCUGCCAGGACUUCAUUGAGGGGGAGGUGGUGUCCGCGCUGGGGAAGACCUACCACCCCCGCUGCUUCGUCUGCGCCUCCUGCAAACAGCCAUUCCCCGCCGGCGACAGAGUGACAUUUAACGGGAAGGAGUGUAUCUGCCAGAAGUGUACCGAGCCCCUCCCUGCCAGCAGCCCAGCACCCAUCCAGGCCGUCCACAAUUGCUGCGGCUGUGGGAAGGAGUUUAAGAACGAACAGUCUCUGGUGGCACUGGACAAGCACUGGCACCUCGGCUGCUUCAAAUGCAAAGUGUGCAACAAGGUGCUCAAUGCUGAGUACAUCAGCAAGGAUGGAAUCCCUUUCUGUGAGAUGGACUACCACGCCAUGUUUGGCAUCCAGUGUGAGAGCUGCAAGAACUACAUCACCGGAAAAGUCCUGGAGGCUGGAGAGAAGCACUACCACCCCUCAUGUGCCCGCUGUGCCCGCUGUGAGCAGAUGUUUGCAGAGGGAGAAGAAAUGUACCUGCAAGGCUCCUCCAUAUGGCACCCCCCAUGCAGACAAGCAGCCAAGCAGGAGGAGAAGAGCAAGAAGCAGGUCCGGAUCCAGCUCACUGAAGUCCCUGAGCAGCAGGUGACCCGGACCUCCUCUGAGAGCAUCACCUCGGUCCCAGCCUCCAGCGCCUCAGGCUCCCCCAGCAGAGUCAUCUAUGCCAAACUCGGAGAGGAGAUGCUAGACUACAAGGACCUGGCAGCCCUCCCAAAGACCAAGGCCAUCUACAACAUCGACCGGCCAGACAUGCUGUCCUACUCUCCGUAUGUCAGCUUCCCGUCUGAGGAGAGGCACUACGGAGAGUCCCCACAGCUGUUUCCUUCUACCCCUUCUGAGGGCGAUGGGGAGAAGUCCCCCCGUCAGCGGAGGCCCUCCAGCCCCAGCUCCAACAGCUCUCUGGGGGGCUACGGACGCUACACCCCGUGCCGCUCCCCCCAGAACUACAGCCGUCCAGGGCCAGAGGUAAGCCUUGGGGGUAGACCCAGCAGCCAGGCCCGAGACUCCAGCUCUCUCCCCCUGCCUCCAACCCUUGUGGGGGCCAUUAGAUGCCCCUCCACUGUGGCCAGGGACUCACCUUCUGUCCCUGCUCACUGUCCUGCUGGGGCUGAAGAGAGUGGGGGUGGUGGUGGCAAGUUGUCGCCCACACCAGUAGUGGGCAGUGCAGGCUUGUCCUAUCACCUGAACCCCACCACCCUGGCCAUGCUGCAGCAGCACAACUACAUCCCUUACUUCAGAGGCAGUGAGAGUGGGCGGAGCACCCCCAGCUUAUCCACCUAUUCUGAUGGCAAAUCCCCUUCCUCUACCUCGACAUAUGUGGCUGCUCCGCGGCAUUUCCACGUUCCAGAGACUCUGGUCAAAGAUAAUAUCUAUAGAAAACCCCCCAUCUACAAACAGCAUGCUUCUAGAACAUCCUGGCAGGAUGGGGAGGAUAGUAAGAGGACCAGUUGGAUGAUUUUAAAGAGUGAGAUAGAUGGCCAGAUGGGCCCUGAGGAGCUGGACCCCUGCAAGUCCACCUGCAGUCUGCCCACCGACACCUCGCAGCCCAAUUUCCCCUACAAUAAGACUGCAUCAUUACCUGGCUAUGGAAGGAAUGGCAUCUACAAGGCUGCUGAGAUGAUGGAGGAUGAAGUGGACCCAGACUCCCAAAGCUGGGGAGGCAUGAGAGAAUACAAGAUCUACCCUUAUGAAGUUCUGGCAGUGACGCAUAGAGUGAAAGUGAAGCUUCCCAGGGACGUGGACCGCACCAGACUGGAGGUGAGCUCUAAUCCUAAUCUAAUCUAACACAGGCUGUUAAAAGAGAAGUGAAGGCACAGCCAGAGAGCUGAAAUAGGAAGGAUCAAGUAUCAGCCAGGUCUUUCAUUUCUGUAAAGAUGGUUUCCAUAUGGCCUCCUUUUGUUUUUAUAAACAAUGGAUAACUCUUUGGCCAAAAUAUGUGGACAGGGGUGUCAUUAUUGGAAUUGUAUUGUGUCAUGAAUCAUGAUACAGGCUAGGCUCCGUGUCAGAGAGCAGCUCUGAGUGAAGUGUUAUCCCAGAAAAAUAAAACAAUUGUAGUACAAACGAAAAAGGAAAACCACAGGAGCUCAUAUUUAAUGCCCAGUGCCCAAAUUAUUUUUAGACUACAUAUCUUUCACUUUACUUCAGAAAGAAAAAAAACGAAUUUAGUUUAAUAUAAUACAAUUAAAAUCGAUUUCAUUUUUUCUCUACCCGAAUGAUAUUCUUGACAGCUUGUUUGCAAAUGGAUUUUGAGUAUCAUGUGAUAGGAUACAAUUGGCAUUACAUUUAAUUGAAGUUAAAAAUGCAGAUUUACUUUUUGUUGCUGGUGAAAAUAAAUGUUGUAGGGGGUUUAAUUUAGGGGGUUGAAAUUACCAUUUUGAGCUCUACAGCCUUCUGUGUAUCUAUCCUCAAAUGACUUGAUGAAUAAUUAGGAACCUACAGAAACCUAAAGAUACAUUUCACAUCCAUUUCAGUUCAAUGUUGAUUCAAUACAAAUGGAUUCAGCAGGGAUUUCAUAUUAAUUCAGAUCAGAUAGCAUAUUUUCAAUUGUUAAUUUAUUGAAUUAGGUUUAAUCCACCCAAAGUAGAAACAUUGAUGGAAGGAUCUUUAGAUAUCCUGCUACAUCAGUAA
Messenger RNA from Gymnodraco acuticeps, 3113 nucleotides. RefSeq names its product actin binding LIM protein family, member 2 (gene ablim2). Gene Ontology annotation, biological process: cytoskeleton organization; lamellipodium assembly. Lineage: Eukaryota; Metazoa; Chordata; Actinopteri; Perciformes; Bathydraconidae. Gene Ontology annotation, molecular function: actin filament binding. The record is from RefSeq and is a predicted model, not a curated record. Gene Ontology annotation, cellular component: actin cytoskeleton.